Cotesia glomerata is the source of this 501-nucleotide messenger RNA. RefSeq names its product GATOR complex protein WDR24-like. Bases 1 to 501 code for a protein of 166 amino acids. The record is from RefSeq and is a predicted model, not a curated record. NCBI's taxonomy places the organism in Eukaryota, Metazoa, Arthropoda, Insecta, Hymenoptera, Braconidae. The transcript has a single exon.
AUGGAUGUUGAUGUAAGCGAUGAAAAUAAUAACUACAGUAAUAAUGAUAACAAUAAUGAAGAGAACAUUGACAUCAAUUAUAAUAACAAUAAUGAUAGUGGUACAUUUGAUGUCGGAGAGUUCGGUAAUGACAAUGUUGACUAUUCUUGUACAGUUGAGACUGAUAAUGUUGUUAAUCAUGAAAUAUCAAGUCAAACAUCUAAGUUAUCCCAGAAAUCUUUGGAAAAUAAUACUUCUCGUAUAAUCUCUGAUUAUGAAGAUGAAAUUCCAAAACAACAUGUUCCUAAAAUUGAUCUAAUGACACCAGAACUUGCUGCAGCUUUGGAUAGAGCUAAUGUGAGUAGUAGGUCGGCGACUUACAUUUUUGCUGUUUUAUUAUCUAGCCUAAAUAUUGAUUGGGCAAGCGUCAACUUCAGUCAUUUGACUAUUCACCGAGCACGGGAAAAAUUUCGCAAAGAAGCGACGUUAAAUCUGAAAACUAAUUUGGAAACUGAUAAUUAG